CUCCUCCUCCUCCUCUUCCUCCUCCUCCCUCGCUCCCACAGCCAUGUCUGCUUAGACCAGAGCAGCCCCACAGCCAACUCGGGCAGCAGCCGCCGCCACAGCAGCAAGGACAGCCGCCGCCUGUGAGCGAUGACAGGAGUGUUUGACAGAAGGGUCCCCAGCAUCCGAUCCGGCGACUUCCAAGCUCCGUUCCAGACGUCCGCAGCCAUGCACCAUCCGUCUCAGGAAUCGCCAACUUUGCCCGAGUCGUCGGCCACCGAUUCCGACUACUACAGUCCCACGGGGGGAGCCCCACACGGCUACUGCUCUCCUACCUCGGCUUCCUACGGCAAAGCGCUCAACCCCUACCAGUACCAGUACCAUGGCGUGAACGGCUCCGCCGGCAGCUACCCCGCCAAAGCUUACGCCGACUACAGCUACGCCAGCCCCUACCACCAGUACGGCGGCGCUUACAACCGCGUCCCGAGCGCCACCAGCCAGCCAGAGAAAGAAGUGGCCGAGCCCGAGGUGAGGAUGGUGAAUGGCAAACCAAAGAAAGUUCGUAAACCCAGGACUAUUUAUUCCAGCUUUCAGCUGGCCGCGUUGCAAAGAAGGUUUCAGAAGACUCAGUACCUCGCCCUGCCCGAACGCGCGGAGCUGGCCGCCUCGCUGGGACUGACGCAAACGCAGGUGAAAAUCUGGUUUCAGAACAAAAGAUCCAAGAUCAAGAAGAUAAUGAAAAACGGGGAGAUGCCCCCGGAGCACAGCCCCAGCUCCAGCGACCCCAUGGCGUGUAACUCGCCGCAGUCUCCGGCGGUGUGGGAGCCCCAGGGCUCGUCCCGCUCGCUCAGCCACCACCCUCAUGCCCACCCUCCGACCUCCAACCAGUCCCCCGCGUCCAGCUACCUGGAGAACUCGGCUUCCUGGUACCCGAGCGCGGCCAGCUCAAUCAAUUCCCACCUGCCGCCUCCUGGCUCCUUACAGCACCCGCUGGCGCUGGCCUCCGGGACACUCUAUUAGGCGGCUUGCUCUUGCUC
Molecule: messenger RNA, 1016 nt
Organism: Lynx canadensis (Canada lynx)
Lineage: Eukaryota; Metazoa; Chordata; Mammalia; Carnivora; Felidae
Gene: DLX5
Product: distal-less homeobox 5
Exons: 3
Coding region: 130-999 (289 amino acids)
Biological process (GO): cell differentiation; embryo development; regulation of transcription by RNA polymerase II
Molecular function (GO): RNA polymerase II cis-regulatory region sequence-specific DNA binding; DNA-binding transcription factor activity, RNA polymerase II-specific
Source: RefSeq, a predicted model, not a curated record